CGUGAGCCGGGGCGGGCCGGGAUCAUGGCCGAGAACCCGCGGGCGCCGGCGGGGGACCCGGAGCCGGACUUGGAGCCUCAGAGCCGGCCGCGCUCCUGCACCUGGCCGCUCCCGCAGCCGGACCGCCCAGGACGGGAGGAGGAGGCCGGAGAGGCCGGCGGGCGCAGGCCCGGGCCGGGGGUCGGGGUCGGGGCCGGGCCGGGGGACGCCGCACAGCUCCAGCUCCGCAAGGCCAAGACGUCGCGGCGCAACGCGUGGGGGAACCUGUCUUACGCCGACCUCAUCACCCGCGCUAUAGAGAGCGCCCCGGAGAGGCGCCUCACCCUCUCCCAGAUCUACGACUGGAUGGUGCGCUACGUGCCCUACUUCAAGGAUAAGGGCGACAGCAACAGCUCCGCCGGCUGGAAGAACUCCAUCCGACACAACCUGUCCCUGCACACCCGCUUCGUCCGUGUGCAGAACGAGGGCACGGGCAAGAGCUCCUGGUGGAUGUUGAACCCAGAGGGCGGCAAGACGGGCAAGGCCCCCCGACGCAGGGCCGUCUCCCUGGACAACCCCACGCGCUUUCUGCGCGUCAAGGGCAAGGUGGCCCGGCGGCGGCAGCUGCAGGCGGGAGGGGUGGACCGCGGCCCCGCCAGCCCCCCCCGAGCCCCGGCCGCCCCCCCGUGGUCCGAGAGCCCCGCUCCCCAUGCCGGCGAGGACUUCGAGGCCUGGGCUGACUUCCGCCGCCGCGCCCACGCCGGAGCCCCCAGCGGGGCCCACACCGGGGCUCGCCUGUCGCCCCUCCUGGCGGAGCCUGGGCCUGACGGCCUGCGGCAGGGCCGGGGAGAGGAAGGGGCCGGCGGCGAAGACGAAGGGGAAGAGGACGGAGGCGCGGACCCCUCCUCGCCCCUCAUGUACCCAAGCCCGUCCAGCGCCCUUUCGCCCUCCCUAAGUGCCCGCUGCUCGGCCGAACUGCCCCGUCUGGCCGACCUGGCUGGGCCUCUCGGGCUGGGUGACCCUGGGCUCCUGGAUGAGUUGCCGGACGGUGCUUAUGGGCUGAGCCCACCCCCCGGCCUGAGCCCGCCUCCUGGUCUGCGCCUCCCGGCCCGUGCCGCACUCCCCCCUGCCGCCUUCCCCUUCGCCCCCAAGGGCACGGGACUGGGCCCCCCCGCGGGCCCCUACGGGCCUCCCCACGGAGCCCCCCAGUUCGGGCAGCCAGGGUUGCUGCGGCGCCUCCCCAUGCAGACGCUGCAAGAGAACCGGCAGGUGGGCUUCCUGCCCGCCCCGCUCCCCGGACCACCCCCCGGACCAAGCCCCGCUGCCGCCUUCCGCCCGGCCGCCCUACACGACCUCCUAGUCGCCGGCUCCUUCCCGCACAAGGAGGGGCGCCCGCCUGCUGUGCCCCCCAUGCCCCUGGCGGGCAGCCUGGCCCCAGCCCGUGGGCACCGACCUGGCUCGCUCCUGGGUGGCGGUGGGGCCGGGGGCUUGGGCCAGUUCCCAGACCGCAGUCCGCCCCCGUUCAAGAGCCCAUACCCCGCGCUGCCCCCUGCCGCUGGGCACAGUGCCUUACCGCGUCCCAUCAGCCUUAUGUCGGUGCCCAGCGAGCCCGGGCGCCCUGGCCCCCUGGCCCUCCCCGGCCCACCUCCCCCCUAUGGCAGCGGGCAGGGCCCGCUGGGUGGGGCGGGGCUGCUGGAGGCGCUGCCGGGUCCUUCGGCUGGUGGCGUGGCCCCAGGACCCGCCCCGGGCCCCGACCGCUUCCCCGCUGACCUGGACCUGGAUAUGUUCAGCGGGAGCCUGGAGUGUGACGUCGAGUCCAUCAUCCUCAAUGACUUCAUGGACAGCGAUGACCUGGACUUCAACUUCGACUCGGCCCUGCCCUUGCCGCUGCCGCUGCCCCCGAGUCUGCCCCCGCAACCCGGCGCCACCCCCGUCAACCACAGCUGGGUGCCCGGCUGAAGGCCGGGCCGGCGGACGGACAGACAGGCGGGUGCCUGCACCCUCUCCCUCGUCUUCCCGGGCCAGGGGAGGGGUCGGGGUCGGGGCCCAUAUCCGGGGGGUCUGCCUGGAGCCAGCCCCCUCCCCUGCCCAGCUUGGCCCCCAAUGACAAUUUGAGGCCGAGGUUCCGGCCAGAGCCGUGUGUGUAGGGGUUGUGUGUGUGUGUGUGUGUGUGCGUGCGCGCGCGUGUGUGUGUGGUUGGGCCAAUGCCCCUCCCCACUUCCCCCAUCUCCCGGGGACACAUCCGGCUUUGCUAAAGAGCCCAGGCUGGCCACCCCGAUCCUGCCUCCCAGGUUCUGGGCUGGGGGCCGAGGUGGGAUAGGGGACCCAGGAGGGUUGAUGGCAGUGGGCACAGCCCACGGGUAGGAACGGGAUGGAGAGGGGAACAUGUCUGGGUCUCUGGAAGUCCCCAUCCUGUGCCCGUCCACCCCCCGCCCCUCCAUCCACCCCUUACCACUCCAGCUGUCUUGUGAGCUGUGCUGUGGGGUUGUCGUAUGUGCGCUCAGUGUGGUGAUAAGCAUUGUGUAUCCCGUUGUUGUGCAGUUCGAGGGGGCGGGGGACAAGGGGGAGGGUCUUCCUGACAAGACCCCCAGACCCUUCUCAGCCCCUGCUCUCAGGGGAGACCCCGGGCUGGGCAGGGCACAGAACCAAGGAAGUUCACUGAAACACAACCCCCCUUUCCCCUCCCACCUCCCGUGGCUCAGAUCAUUCCCCUCACAGGACCUCCCCUGCCCUCCUCCCCGCCACACCUCACAAGGCCAAGGCCCCGAGCCCCCUCCGACUCUCCCGUAUUUAUAAAUGUCAGGUCGGGGCCGGGCCGUGGCCUCCCUCUGUAGACCGUAUCCGUGGCCGUGCUGUUAGCGUGUGUGUGCUGAGUCCAGGGCCAUGUAGAGUGUGUGUACAGCAUAUUUUCAUGAAUAAAAUUGUUUUCAAUAUUCC
Ornithorhynchus anatinus (platypus) is the source of this 2916-nucleotide messenger RNA. RefSeq names its product forkhead box O6 (gene FOXO6). The coding region runs from base 25 to 1938 and encodes 637 amino acids. Gene Ontology annotation, cellular component: nucleus. Gene Ontology annotation, molecular function: DNA-binding transcription factor activity, RNA polymerase II-specific; RNA polymerase II cis-regulatory region sequence-specific DNA binding. Gene Ontology annotation, biological process: regulation of transcription by RNA polymerase II. The transcript is spliced from 2 exons. The record is from RefSeq and is a predicted model, not a curated record. NCBI's taxonomy places the organism in Eukaryota, Metazoa, Chordata, Mammalia, Monotremata, Ornithorhynchidae.